UUACGUGAGCGAAUAACGAGAAGGGAGCGCUGACGUGACACCACCACCACUCCCCCUACCCAGCAACGUAGCACACUCACAACAGCAGCAGUAGCUCAACGUCUUGUGUCGAGACCUUGAUGGUGUUGGUGUUGUUGUUUUUGUUAUUGGUUUAACAAACAAACAAAAAACUUUUCUCGCCCUCCUCCUCCUCCCCUGCGUGUGAAUCAUCUGGCUGAAGAAGGAGUGUUCAUCGCAGGGAAUGUCUAGCUUCAGAGGAAAACCGAAAUCCAGCCCAGGGAGUGGUGGUACACGUCAUCCAAAGCAGGGAAGCACGGGAGAACAUAGGAGAUCUGGUCAGCACGAUCAAAAACAGGGUGAAGGACCGGGGUAUAACGGCCCACAAAAUCAACAGCAUAAAGGAAAACAAGGAGGCCAAAAGGCUGAAACCGGCCAACCUGGAUACAGACAAGGAGGAGGAGGAGGAUCAACUGAUAACCAGACUGUCCAGGCCGCAUCACUAUAGACAAGGAACGACAGCAGAAUGUCAAAAACCUAGGCCACGUGAUCCAAAGCAAGGAGGAAUACCAGAGUUAAAUAAACUUAACCUGGAUUUCUUAAGAUCGGAGAAGACUGACUCGGCUUAUUAUAGACAAGGAGGACUCCUUGAAAAACAUAAGAGUGGCCCACAUCAUCAUCGGCAAGGAGAAACGACAGACCACCAAAACGCAUGCCAAAAAGAUCAAAGACCAAAAGGAACUGCAGACCAUCAACAGAGUCGUCCACAUCAUAAAUCAGAAGGGGUGGGACAGCAUCAAAAGCCCUCUAUAAUCCCACAUCAACAGAGACCCAACGCUUAUAUUCAUAAACCAAGAAAUGCCACAUUUCAGCACAAGCAACCUAGGAAUUACUCAGCCAGUGCAGUUUAACACGUACAAAACCCCCAUUGUCGAAAACACACAGUACUUGUUAAAUUUGAAACCGCCGACAGUGCACUGUAGAAGAUAAGACUGCAAACGUAUUGGCGAACGUGAACAGGCAGGUCCCAGUUGUAGACAUCGGCCGAGUCAACCAGACUGCACAGGACUGCCUGACUGCCUUGGCUGACACUGACCAGCAUGUCUCCAAAGAUGUGGUGUCCGCACUGCUUUGUAAGUGCCUGAAAGUUCCGUCGGUGACGGCAAUGGGCCUGAAGAGCGAGUACGACAUCCCUGCCAUCGCAGAAUUCAUGAAAACCCACAAGGCGGUGCAUACGUUCAUCAAGGCCUACAAGAGCAUUCGCUGCAUCAGCACUUUGCACGAGCUGGGCCAGGAUGCGGCCGCCCUGCAGAAGAAGGGGGACUUCCGCGAGCUGGGCCUUGGGCCACUUUGCCGCCACCCCGCGGUAGCUGCACAGUACGGAGUGCUGAGCUCGAUGAAGGACGGCGACAUACCCAAGAUCACCACCGCGGACGUCCUGAAGAACCUGCAAUCGUACAUGCUGAGUAACCAGGGCCAGCGAGUAGAUCAGGCCGAAUUCAUGAGGCACCUGAAGGACAAAUACAGACUGAACAGCGUGCAGGAGCUGGGAGUCAGCAUCACCAGCCUCGGACUCGCCAUUUCUACGAUUUUCAAAGUGCAGCGGUGUGACACGGAAGCACGUGAGCAAGCACGGGCCCAGCUGGAAUGCGACGUUCUCAGGGACUUGGAGGCCAAGCUCCAGCGGCAGAAGCAGAGCCUUCUCAACCUGUUCGAUGAUGGGGACGGAGGUGCCAGGCUGAAGCAGCAAUAUGCCAGUCAGUCUGCAUCAGAGCUUCUCUACGUAGUCUUCAAGAAUGCCGAUCAGAUCUUCAGCAACAAGAUAAAGAAGACUGUUCAGGACUUCCUGUCCCUGGCGGCAGGAGACCCCUUGGCCAAGACGCUGUUCCAGAUAGCAGUGUGCGGAGGUUCCCUUGUGACCCCCUCUGAACCGGGACUCAGUGAGAUGUCCUCGAACGCCUUCAAACUUAAGGCCGACGACAUUCAGCCCACUCUUGCAGAAAGCGUCGUGCGGGAUGAGAUGCUGGAGCUGCUCAGUGGAAGCGGCGCCGCUGCCUCCCUGAGCCUGGGGGACCUGGCUGAGAUUGAGAAGCAGCUGGCGGAGCGCUUCAACGUUCCCGACUUCCCCAGCCUGGGCCAUGGCUCUUUCCUCGAAUUUUUGAACGGCAACUCUAAGGUGCUGGGAAAGGCCGGGGUGUCAACACUGAGCUUGGACACUUCGGAGGCGCACGACGUCAGAUUUUCUUCGAGCGGCAAACAGCUCAUUGACUUUGACGCGUUGUGCGUUAACUUGAACACCACCGAGGACCAGGAUAAGGAGCCUCAGCAACAAGACGAGCCAUUCAACGACCCUUCCAGCCAGUCGCCCAUCUUCCCUGGGAUGACACGAAGCGACGGCAGCCGGGAUGUACAGAAGAGCCAGGCUGGCCUGGGCGUGCAGGGGAACGUGGGUGCAGACCGGGCACUGCAGUGCCUACUGACUGCCCCCCUCCUGGAGGACCUGGCCGCCUGGUCCCAUUGGGAGUUACUCUUUGAGCAGAAGCACGGCCCGCUCAAGGAAUUUAUUGAGAGCGUUUGCUCGGGCAAGGUAGCCAAGCUGGGAGAAAAGACGGCGGCCAAAGCGGUGCUGGCCGAGGUCUCCGAGCUGCUUGCUCUGGAGGUGCAGCCGGGACUGCUGCUGCGUGUCGCUGCCGAGCCGUCGCCCGAGAAAUUUGCGGAAGCCGCCCUCCACCGCGACCCCGUGGUGUCGGUGGCUCAGCUCGUGUCGCUGGUGGCAGCCCAGGGCCUCUCGGAAGCUCCCCUGGCGCUGCUGGCAAUCGAAUAGAAGUGGUGCUCACGAUCAUGGCCGAAGAGAAAGUCGACCUCUACACGGCGGGCGGCAUGCAGGGUGGUGCAAUCACGGCUGCCCACUUUGUCCUCGACUGCCUCUGCCAGAUCCCUCUGCAGCUGUGCAAAGACCUCGCUCCGCAGGUGUUCCUGGCUCCGUUUGAGCACACCAUGGGAGAAGCCGACUGGCAAGACCUGCU
Messenger RNA from Lethenteron reissneri (Far Eastern brook lamprey), 3023 nucleotides. RefSeq lists its product as uncharacterized. NCBI's taxonomy places the organism in Eukaryota, Metazoa, Chordata, Hyperoartia, Petromyzontiformes, Petromyzontidae. The record is from RefSeq and is a predicted model, not a curated record.